AUGACGUUUACGGAAGGCCCGACAGGUGUGCCGCCUGAGGGGAAUAACCGGCAACCCGAUGUAACUGAACAGCGACACGGUUGGCUCUCUAUAUCCGAUAAAUUGUGUUAUGGGUACGCAUGGGUUAAGAGGGCGAGGUCAUCGGUCUGCUUUACACCACUCAAUGUUCCUGGCUGUAUAGAUGGGUAUGGGCACAAGUUUGCCCUCCCACAUUCGCAGGCUGCUGAAAAACAGUGGGGGAGAGGUCUGUGCGUGAAUGGACCAGAAACACGGCGUCGCACUGACUCUGGAAGAUCUAUGUAA
Phytomonas sp. Hart1 is the source of this 303-nucleotide messenger RNA. The record is from the annotation of a GenBank genome assembly. NCBI's taxonomy places the organism in Eukaryota, Euglenozoa, Kinetoplastea, Trypanosomatida, Trypanosomatidae.